AUGUAUCCAAAUGCCACAACAGCAAAAUCAAUGUUGGAUCUCACUAUGGGAGUGGAAUAUACUGUUGCUGGUACUCUUUACAAGGAAAUGAAACUAAAGCCAAAUAUUUUGAGAGAAUUCACUACCGAAAAAAACUUUGAAGCUGAGAAGGUUGAAUUAUUAGACAACUUUGUAUCAGAUAGUGAUUAUUUAAUUUUGGAAGAUUUGAAUGGUUCGAGAUGUAAUGUCGUUUUUGAAAGUAAGAACUCUGAGAAGAAUAGAUUAAUGACAAGUCAAUUAGUCACAGGUAUUAUUGCUGGCUUGUAUGGACAAAUUGAUAGUUCUGGAACAUUUAUCGCCAAAGAUAUCGUUUUUAAUGAUCCACCACCUCAAAGAUCUAUCACAGUUCCUCAAAAGGAUGCCUAUUUGGCUGUAAUUUCUGGCGUUUGUGUUGGUCAUCCAAAAUAUGAUGUUGUUGCCACACAAAUGGCAUUUGAUUUUAUUAAUGGAUUAGCUGGAAGUGGAGCUUUUGUUAAUGAUGUUGCAGCUAAGAUUUCACGUGUAAUUAUUGCAGGAAAUGGUGUUAUUGCAGCUGAAGAUGAAGGAAAGAGAUUUGAUGUCAGAGGUUCAUUGAGACCAAAAGAAUUGAGCUCGAUUGCUGGUCACAUGAAAUCAUUCGAUGGACUCGUAGAACAAUUGGUGAAUACUGUUGACGUUGAUGUAAUGCCUGGUCCUAAUGAUCCAUCGAACGUAACUAUUCCACAACAGCCUAUCCACCCAUUUAUGCUUCAAAGAAGUUCCCCUUUCUCUACAUGUCGUCUUGUUACUAAUCCACAUUUGAUUCAAGAGAAUGGAUUGGAUGUUUUUGUUACUUCUGGUCAAACUGUUGCAGAAAUUGAAAAGUACUCAACCUACUCCUCUAGAUUGGAAGUAAUGAAGAACUUAUUACAAUGGGGACAUUAUGCACCAAGUGCCCCUGAUACCAUGAGAUGUUAUCCAUUCAAAGAUACUGAUCCAUUUAUAAUGAAACAUACACCCCACAUUAUGAUUUGUGGUAAUUGCCCUAAAUUUGAAACAACCCUCGUGACAGUGAAAGAAACUAAAUCUCGUUUGGUUUGUGUUCCUGAAUUUGUUUCUUGUCCAACAAUUGUUCUCAUUAAUUUGAAAACACUUGAUUGUGUACCAAUUAACUUUUCCACUGAAAAUGUUGUUUAA
Molecule: messenger RNA, 1194 nt
Organism: Naegleria gruberi
Lineage: Eukaryota; Heterolobosea; Eutetramitea; Acrasida; Naegleriidae
Exons: 4
Coding region: 1-1194 (397 amino acids)
Biological process (GO): DNA replication; DNA strand elongation involved in DNA replication
Cellular component (GO): delta DNA polymerase complex
Molecular function (GO): DNA binding
Source: RefSeq, a predicted model, not a curated record